GGGGAGUAAUACGUCUACGUCUCUGAGUGAUGUGAUAUCGUUAUCAUAUUCGCCGUAAGAUUUACAUGCUUUUAAACUGUAAAAGCUAUGCUCUAUAAGUACUGUGAAAAAACUAAACGCCUUUUGACAGCUGUCUGAUAUUGACAUCUGACAAUUGAUAAACAAAGUUGACUGGAACCAGUUGUGUGAACUUGUGAAGUUUUAAUGUUCAUAAAUUAUAACUAAGUUAUUAUAGCAAAUAUUGAAACAAUGGCGGUGUACGCAGCUCACUUGACGAGGACACUGCAGGGCAGGCCGUCCCUGUUCCAAGUGACGGCGCAGGAAGCUCUCGGCUCCACUGUGAAACCCGCGCUACAGAAAGUUAUUGAGUUUCUGGCGGCGACAUACCCCAACAAGUGUGGGUGGUGUGUGGACUGGUAUGAUGAGCUGUAUCUGUUGUUCGACGGCUGCCUGCAGUACUACUACCUCAAACAUUAUGCUGCUUCGUUCUCUGAAAGCUUCUACGGUCUGUUGCGUGUGCCCGUCUCCAGCUCCAGUGAGUUCAGCAGCGGGCAGCAGCUGCCGCUGCACUUGGAGAAGGCCUCGCUGGCGCUGCUGGUGCUGUUGCCCUACAUCAGGGAUAAGGUCGAGAAGGUUGUGGACCGGUGGAGAGAGGACAACGAGGAAGGCAGGUUGGGAAAGUCUCGUGCAGACCGCGCCCGCCGCGUGGCGGUCCACUCGUACGCGGUAGUCCACACGGCUUCGGCGUGCGCGCGGCUGCUGGUGCUGGCGCGCUACGCGUGCGGCGCGCGCUGCGCCACGCCCGCGCUGGCCGCGCUGCGCCUCGCGCUGCGGGACGCGCCGCCGCGGGAGGACGCCGGCGGCUGGGGGGAUACCCUCAGGCAUGCCGUCACCGGGGACAUCGGGUCCGCAGUGUCGUCGCUGCCCGCGCUGGGCUCGCUGGCGCUGCGCGGCGCGGAGUGGGGCGCCUUCUGCGUGCAGCUGCUGCGCUGGUGGAGCGCGAGGGCAGACCACCAGCAGGCCUUGCCCACGCCGCCGCCGCCCAAGCGUGAAGAUCAAGCGCUGCGUUGGAAAAACAAGUGUCCUUUAUGCCUUCAAUCAUGGAAGAUACCUACAGUACUGCCUGUGUCUGGCUACAUAUUCUGCUACAUCUGUAUCUCGCGUCACGUCCGCGCGCACUCGUCGUGUCCCGUCACGCGCUGUCCCGCCGCCGAGACCUCGCUCGUCAGGCUCUACAUCGACUAGCACAACUAACUAUGUAGUAACGAGUGUCAAGAAACGUAGGAACUGAAUAUAUUAUCAACAUAAUGUAUUGUGGAUUUAGCUCAAGCGCACAAUGAAGGUACCUAACUAAAACGAUUAUUGUAAAAUCGAAAAACAUAGUCAAUAUCUGGUGCAACGUCAAUACUCGACUGUUUGUCUCUAUUAGCCUAAUUAAUUAAACGAUUUAGAUGUAAUCGAGUAGAUAUUCUAAUCGACUAAUAGGUCAUUUAGUCGAUUUUAUAAAGCAAAAAAAAUCGCAGUUCUUUUUAAGCCGAUAGCUUGUAAUGAACACAAAGAACUGCGAUUUAUUGUUUAGUGAAUUGUUCAUAAAAAAUAACUAAAUAUUACAUAUUAGACAUGACAUGUGUUGGUCGAGACUUUUGAAGACUGGUAACAUACCCAGUUAUUUGGAAUAACAUUUUACUGUUUCGUUACUAAAUUAAAAUCUACGAGAAUUAGCUUGUUAGUGUUUUACCAUAAGGAGCUCUGAGGGUCCUUACCCUCAGAGCUCCUUAUGGUAAAACACAUACAAACACACUUAAACACAGCAUAAGGUGCAAGUUAAGUCGUGUUUAGGGAUAUAGAAAACGUAGAGUAUAAGACAUGAAUUCCUCUUGAAUCGCGUAUGGGUAGGUUAGUUAUAAUAGUUAGCUUCGCUGGUAAAGAGUCGCUGGUUCGAGUUCUGACUGAAGUUUUGAAUUUUCAAUUCUAUUACAUUGUAUUUAAGUAAAAAAUAAUUAUAAAUGUUGCCAUAUUUUUAACUAGCCACAGCCUGCAGUGUUACCCACUGCUUGUUAUAUACAUUGAUGCUUGCUCAUACUCUAAGAAGGCUACAUUCCUCAGGAUAAAAAGAAUCUUUAUGUAUCUUGUAUUAUCCUAUCUUGUCUUUGUUAGCUACAUCCAAAAUUUUAUCACAAUUGGUUCAGCCUUAGAAGCAUGACCACCGCACACAGUCACAAACAAAGGCCUUUAAAAUAUAAGUGUGAUGAUGACAAAUUUUGAUUUAACAGUAGCUCAAUUGACUUAAUUAUAAUAAUUUAUUUGUAUAUAUUGAUGUUUUUAUAUCACGCGACCAAUAGGAUGAUGUUGUGAGAAAAAUGUUUUAUAAAUUAAAAUUUGUGUUAUGGUCAUUAAUGGUUGUGGAAGUUUUAGAUAUGAGAA
Molecule: messenger RNA, 2424 nt
Organism: Trichoplusia ni (cabbage looper)
Lineage: Eukaryota; Metazoa; Arthropoda; Insecta; Lepidoptera; Noctuidae
Gene: Pex12
Product: peroxisome assembly protein 12-like
Exons: 7
Coding region: 250-1245 (331 amino acids)
Biological process (GO): protein monoubiquitination; protein import into peroxisome matrix
Cellular component (GO): peroxisomal importomer complex; peroxisomal membrane
Molecular function (GO): zinc ion binding; protein binding; ubiquitin-protein transferase activity
Source: RefSeq, a predicted model, not a curated record